GUAGCCAUAGCCACGCCUCGCUCCGUUGGUGUAGUGGGCAGUGUAGCAGCAGUGGUAGCAGGGCCCACCCUCUGUCUGUCUCUGCAGAUAAAUACUCGCAGCCUGCCUAUUCCCAGGCAUGGAUGACGGUUGCACUCAGACAUGGCACUGCGACAUUAUACUCUCGACUUCAAGCUCUCUACGGCAGUUGACUCUGCUACGACAAUUCCUGAUCUACUGUCCAUAUUUCAUGAGCAGGAAAUGACAGAGACUGUCCAUGAAACAAAUGGGCAGGGAUACCUCGGUACUUUUGUAGGCAAGAAUGGCCGGCUUGCAAUUCUGCGUGUGAAGGCCCAUGGGUUGAUCACCGUUGAUCUGCAGUGUUAUGAAGAUGAUAACAUUGCACAAGUAGACAAUCUUUUAAAUGCACUGGAAACAAAGCUCAAGGAGAUCUUAAAAGGCAAUAUUACAAGGGUGAAAAGGCUUCCCGCCCUCGUACGAGGAGCAGAAGUGGACCGAUACUGGCCCACAACUGAUGGCAGACUGGUUGAGUAUGACAUGGACCAGAUGGUGUAUGAAGAAGAUUCUGCAUACCAAAACAUAAAGAUAUUGCACUCACAGCAGUAUGGAAAUGUCCUAAUACUGGAUAAUGAUUUAAACCUGGCAGAGAGCGAUUUGGCCUACACCCAAGCCAUCAUGGGUGGUGGAAGAGUGAAUUAUGCUGGAAAAGAGGUGCUGAUAUUAGGAGGAGGUGACGGAGGCGUCCUGUAUGAGAUGAUCAAACAAAAGCCAAAGAUGGUCACCAUGUUGGAUAUUGACCAGAAGGUGAUAGACGCGUGCAAAAAGCACAUGAGAGGAACUUGUGGCAAUGUCCUCGACAACUUGAACGGAGAUUGUUACCAAAUACUAGUUGAGGACUGUGUCCCCGUGCUGAAGAAGUAUGUCCAGGAAGGAAAGAUGUUUGAUUACAUAAUCAAUGACCUGACAGCAAUCCCAAUUUCCACGGAACCAGAAGAAGACUCUACAUGGGAGUUCCUGCGUCUCAUCCUAGAUCUGUCAAUAAAAGUUCUGCAUCCUUCGGGCAAAUACAUAACACAAGGUAAUGCUGAGACCCUGACAGAGGCACUGAGUCUGUACGAGGAACAGCUGGGGAAGCUCUCGUGUCCCGUGGAGUUCUCCAAAGAGGUGGUGUGUGUGCCCUCCUACUUGGAACAAUGGGUUUUCUACUCCGUAUGGAAGAAGUGAAGACGGAGACUUGUCUGCUUGAAUCCCCAGCAGCUGGAAUGUGAAUGCUCGUCCCAUUUCUGCUGUAGCCUUAAAGGUGUGUUCAGACUGAACGUGACAUGAAAAUAAGAGGCAACACAAAGUCUGGAAAGAUACAUUAUUAUAUGUGAGCUUUAAAAUAUAUAAAAAAAGAAAUUGAUCUAUGAAAAAAGAAAUAGCUACAGUUCCACAGUUUAUUGUUAGUGAGCAGCUAACAUCUGUACAAAAAGUGGCUGUUUUUAGUUAAUAAGAAUGGAUUGCAAAACACUCCAGUGGUGAAGUUAGUGUGAAUAAAUCCAGAUAAAAAAUUGACCUUGCAUUCAGUAUGAGCACAUCUUAAGGGGUACAAUGGUGGUUUUAUUAUCCCCUCUCAUCAACCACAUUCUACCCUGACCCUCCGUUUCUUUCUUCCUGUUUUAGUUGCGUGUUACCAUUGUUUGCUACAACUUUUCAGUUGUAUUUCCUUUGUUGUUACUUGAUUUGGAAUGUCCAUUUGCAUGUAUAUUCUAAAAGGAACUGUUUGAUGUUUAAACAGUGAUUUGAUACACUGAUGACGUGGUGUAGCUCAUCUCACAACAGGCGUGAGUUCUCAUUUUCCUUAGGUCUAAGGUUUGUAUAGACUCAGCACAGCUGAACUGAGUUGCUUUAAGCUGUUUUUGUUACUGCCUCUCAAAUGUGAUUUGAAUCUUUCAGAUUGUAUCAACGCAAUGUGAUCAUGCCCAGUGAGACUGAAGUGUUUAAGUCCAAAUGUGUUUUAAAAGGGAAACGAUUCCACCACUUUAAUGCCACCUCUGUGCUUGUGCUGUUUUUAUGUCAUGUUUUAUUAGCACCUUUUGGUUUCUCC
Centropristis striata (black sea bass) is the source of this 2086-nucleotide messenger RNA. RefSeq names its product spermine synthase (gene sms). The transcript has 11 exons. Gene Ontology annotation, molecular function: spermine synthase activity. The record is from RefSeq and is a predicted model, not a curated record. Lineage: Eukaryota; Metazoa; Chordata; Actinopteri; Perciformes; Serranidae. The coding region runs from base 142 to 1224 and encodes 360 amino acids. Gene Ontology annotation, biological process: spermine biosynthetic process.